This is a messenger RNA of Hyalella azteca, 2790 nucleotides long. RefSeq names its product pre-rRNA-processing protein TSR1 homolog (gene Tsr1). The record is from RefSeq and is a predicted model, not a curated record. NCBI's taxonomy places the organism in Eukaryota, Metazoa, Arthropoda, Malacostraca, Amphipoda, Hyalellidae. Gene Ontology annotation, cellular component: preribosome, small subunit precursor; nucleus. Gene Ontology annotation, biological process: endonucleolytic cleavage of tricistronic rRNA transcript (SSU-rRNA, 5.8S rRNA, LSU-rRNA); maturation of SSU-rRNA from tricistronic rRNA transcript (SSU-rRNA, 5.8S rRNA, LSU-rRNA); ribosome biogenesis. Gene Ontology annotation, molecular function: GTP binding; GTPase activity; U3 snoRNA binding. Bases 68 to 2746 code for a protein of 892 amino acids. The transcript has 17 exons.
UUAAAAUAUUUUAUACUUAUAUGGUAAUUGCCUUGCAGAAAGAAAAGAUUUUCUCCAAUAGUGGACCAUGGCUCAAUCAGUGCAUCGAGCUUCUGGCCUCAAGCAGCAAAACAAAAAGCAUAAUAAGCUUGGUCAUAAAACCAAGGGACAGAUCAAGUCUUUGAGUCAGGGUCGCCUGAGCAUUCAGUCUGUGAGUCGCAAAGCCAAGCAUGACCUGAGUCGAGUUGAGCGCCGCAAUCAAGUCAAGGUCAUCAGGGCUGAUAAGAAAGAGAAGAAUCUAAUGAAGAAGAGGAAACUGGGAACAGAGAGCCAACCACCUUUCUUGGUGUGUGUGUUGCUGCUGGACCCAUCCCUGCAGCAGGAGGCAGUGCUAGCUGCUCUCAGGGCUGCUGACGCUCAGAGUGUGGUGACAGUCAGUGAGCAAAACAUCACACACGUCAGCUGCACGCGCUUCAAGCAAAGAUUUGCAUUCGUCGUUCCUAAGUGUGAUGACCUCUACUCCAUCUUGGACACAGUCAAGGUGUGCACUACUCUUCUGCUGGUGUGGCCGUGCAGCACGGAUGAGGACCUGCACCUGGGGGAGGACCAGCAGCGGGUGCUGUCCGCCGUCAAGGCCCAGGGGCUGCCCACGCCCGUCCACGCCGCCCUGGGUUAUCACGACCUUGCACAUAAGGGCGAACCCACGACAGCAGACAGUCUGUCAUCUGCUCUGAGCCAAAGUCUGAGUCUGAGUGGCUCUGUUGCUCUGACUUCAGAACAGCCACGACAUGCCUCAUCCAGACGAGCAGCACGGUGCAUGCAGCAACUGAUGCAGGAAGUUCGUCAAUAUUUUCCUGGCGAUGACAAAGCAAAAGUGCAUCUGCUGGAGAAGCCUGGCGAUGCACUCCUAUGCCUCAGACAGAUUGGGUCCCAAAAGCAGCGUGCACUGUUCUACCGGGACCAUAGACCUCAUCUCCUGGCAGACCAGCUCAGCUUCCAUACAAAUGUCGAUAGUGGAAGUACAGGUACGCUCGCCGUGACAGGGUUCCUUCGAGGGGCAAGCCUUUCUCCCAACGACCUUGUCCACUUGCCGGGCUGGGGGGACUACCAGCUCCUGAAGGUGGUAGAGCACUCGUCUGACCCUCACCCUCUUAUCUUGGGAGGCUCGAGGAAGGCGAAUGUCGCCACCAAAGCAGACGACAUUGUCUACCGCCCCGACCACAAUCAGUGUAGCCUGGCUGCCACCAGAGAUGACGUGAAAGGCGAAGAGAGCAGCAGUGACGACAGCGGGCAGGAGAGUGACGGAGAAGACAGCGACGAUGGGGCGAGCAGCGUGACGGCCAGGAGCCUGAAGAGCCUGACGGCGGUGCCCAUAAAGAAGGACCGCAUACCUGGUGCCUACUGCGCCAAGUCCGACUAUCAGGCUGCGUGGAUGAUUGAUAAUGAAGCCUUCAAGCAGGACUUCGGUGGUUGCAGUGACGAGGAAGAGUCUGAUGACUCAGAGGACGAGUUUCAACCUCCAGACGCUCGAUCUGACGACGAAGAAAGCAUGGUCGCCCCCGACGACGACGAUAGUAUGUCGGUGGUGAGCAGCUCCGAGUAUGGAGAAGAUGCCUACGACGAUAAAAUGGACUAUCAGCGAGAGAUGGACGAAUACCAAAGGAUGAAAGAUAUGAGGGAAGACCUCGAGUUUCCUGAUGAAGUGGACACCCCGCGUGACAUACCAGCACGAGAGCGCUUCAUUAAGUACCGGGGUCUGGAGUCUUUCAGAUCCUCACCUUGGGACCUCAAUGAGAACCUGCCAGAAGACUACAGCAAAAUAUUCCACAUCCCCCGCUUUGAACAUUAUAGGAAACGUGUUCUUGCUGACGCUAAGCUCAAAGACAACGCUGUCGAGUGUGGCCGGUACGUAACUGUGUACAUAAAGGAGGUUCCAACACACGCCUUCGAGGAGCACAAGGUCACUGGAAGUCCUUUGGUCCUCUUUGGGCUGUUGUUGCACGAGGCUAAGAUGUCUCUCGUAAACUUGGUGCUCAAGUCUCAUCCUGUUGGUCACACGCGCCCUAUCAAGUCCAAAGACCGACUCAUCUUCCAUGUCGGCUUCAGGCGAUACAUUAACCAACCCAUCUUCAGUGACCACACCGCCGGUGAUAAGCAGAAAUUUUGCCGCUACUUUCAUCCCGGCAUGACUGUGGUGGCAUCGAUGUACGCUCCUGUCACCUUCCCUCCCGCUUCCGUGCUGGCUUUCCGUCAACUGUCUGGCAACAGACAAGAACUCGUCGCCACGGGCUCUGUUUACACAGUCAACGCGGACAGAUGCGUUCUCAAGCGGAUUAUCUUGUCUGGCCAUCCUUUCAAAAUCCACAAACGAUCGGUGGUGGUACGCUACAUGUUCUUCGACCGCGAUGACAUCAACUGGUUCAAGCCUAUUGAACUCAGAACUAAGUGGGGCAGGAAAGGCAACAUUAAAGAAGCCCUAGGUACACAUGGUCACAUGAAGUGUAUGUUCAACGGCACGCUGAAGUCGCAAGAUACAAUUCUACUCCAUCUUUACAAACGAGUAUUCCCCAAGUGGACGUACAACCCCAGUGUGCCCAGGGGGGAACCAUUAUACACUUCUGGCGUGUACCCGCUGGAGAAUAAGUCGGAUGUCAACAGUGACGACGAGGAAGACUGUGGCAAGAGGAGGAAGAUAGAGAAAGAACUCCAAGAUAAAUACCUCAUGCCGCCACCAAGCAAGAAACAAAGGAAAGUUCGCUUCAGUUGAUGUUAUAAAAUGUUAAAUGAAUAUAUUAUUUAUUCAAGAGGGAA